Messenger RNA from Colletotrichum karsti, 1362 nucleotides. RefSeq names its product isoamyl alcohol. Lineage: Eukaryota; Fungi; Ascomycota; Sordariomycetes; Glomerellales; Glomerellaceae. The transcript has a single exon. The record is from RefSeq and is a predicted model, not a curated record. Bases 1 to 1362 code for a protein of 453 amino acids.
AUGCAGUACACUCUUUCCGCUCUUUUGGCUGUUCAAGCCUUGGCUGGUACGGCACUGUCAGCCGUUCUUCCCCCGAGGGAAGUGAUUCCUCCCAGCCCGGCUAUGCUCCGCCCCGUCAGGCGCCAGGCCUCAGUCCCUGCGACACCUCUUGGCCCGGCCAAGUUCAUUCCCAAGGUCAACGUCACUCUUGACUACGAGGGACUCAACGACACCAACGCUCUCGUCCUCGCAGAGAUGAAGCAGCCCUCGGUUCUGCUCGAGCAUAUCGAGACUAUCUCUGACAUUACCUGCUCUGACAGCGGUGUCGUGCUCAAGUUCAGCGCGGCCGAAGACUACACCACUUGCUUGAAGUCGUGGCCCGCGAAGAAUUUCACCAUGAUCACCAACCACAACGGCACUUGCGAUGCUCCCCACGAGCGUGGUAUCUACGUUGUGAACGGAUACACCUUCGACAACGACACACUCACUCUGACUGCUUCCUCCACCAAGGUUGCCAUUCGCGACCAGCUCAACGACGCUGUCAUUGACUUCAAGCACACUGGCACUGCUGUUGCCAAGCGCGACCUCUCCGGCUCCAUUAAUGCCGAUCUUUCUGGCUCCACGCUCAUUUCCACGGACUCUCUGACCAUCGUUGCCAACGAGGCCAAGCUCGAAAGCACUGUCACUCUUGCUGGUCACGUCCACUACAACUUCUGGAAGUUCAAGGUCGACGAGUUUUACAUCGACGUUGACUACUCUUCCGCCCUGAACCUGAACAUCUCCGCCGCCGCGAACAUCAACUACUCCACCGAUCUGUACAACUACAACCCCCUCUCCGUCUCUGUUUCCGCCUUCUCCAUCCCCGGUAUCAUCGAUGUCGGUCCCAUGGUCGACUUCGGUCUCGGCAUCGAGUUCGCCGCUUCCGGCUCCGUCAAGGCCUCCGUUGAUGUCGUCAGCACGAUCCCCGAGGCCACCGUCCAUCUGGACUUCCUCGACCAGGCCAAGACCACCGCCACUGGAUGGAAGCCUCAGACCAACGUCACCACCGACCUCAGCGCCCAGGUCGAGCUCCAGCUGAACCCUUACGCCGAUCUCAAGGUUGCUCUGGGCGUCAAGCUCUUCAGCGGUCUGCUCGACAUGUCUGCCGGAAUUGAGGCCAAGCCCGAGAUUGUCAACGCCUUCGCGGCAAGCGUUGACUUCACCUACACGAGCGCCAGUGGUGUCACCUUUACCAAGCCUACCGACACUUGCGUCAACGGUGCUUGGUUCGCCAGCACUUUCCACUUCAACCUCGACGCCUUUGUCACUCAGUUCUACACCAAGUCCUUGUACGAGGUCGAGGUGCCCAUCUACGAGUCACAGUGCUGGACUUUUGCCAAGUAA